Messenger RNA from Megalobrama amblycephala (Wuchang bream), 645 nucleotides. Its product is annotated as zinc finger protein 383-like. NCBI's taxonomy places the organism in Eukaryota, Metazoa, Chordata, Actinopteri, Cypriniformes, Xenocyprididae. The transcript has 2 exons. Gene Ontology annotation, biological process: regulation of transcription by RNA polymerase II. Gene Ontology annotation, molecular function: RNA polymerase II cis-regulatory region sequence-specific DNA binding; DNA-binding transcription factor activity, RNA polymerase II-specific. The record is from RefSeq and is a predicted model, not a curated record. The coding region runs from base 6 to 626 and encodes 206 amino acids.
GUCACAUGAAAAUCCACACCGGAGAAAAGCUGUUUACAUGUGAUCAGUGUGAAAAGAGUUUCAGUCAAUCAACACAUCUUAAGACUCACAUGAGAGUUCACACUGGAGUGAAGCCGUUCGCAUGUGAUCAAUGCAGCAAAACAUUUCUUCAUUCAUCAAACCUGAAGAAACACCUGACUGUUCAUACGAAGGAGAAACCACAUUCAUGUUCUGUGUGUGGAAAGAGUUUCUCAUGGCUGUCACAUUUAUAUAGCCAUGAGAAAAUUCAUACUGGUGUAAGAGAUUAUAUGUGCUUUGAGUGUGAGAAAACUUUUACUACAGGUUGCAAUUUAAAACUGCACCAGAGGAUUCACACUGGAGAAAAACCUUACAAGUGUUCACACUGUGACGAGAGAUUCAGUUUUUCAGCAUCUCUGAAAAGACAUGAGAGGAUCCACACUGGAGAGAAGCCGCACACAUGUGAUCAGUGUGGAAAGAGUUUCACUGUAAAAAGCGACCUGAAGCGACACACGAAGAUCCAUUCAGCGGAGAAACCACAUUACCACAGUCUGAAAUCACAACCUGAUGGACGUGAACAAGAAAGGAAAAACAGAAGGGAAAACAUCUGUCCCCUGCCCUCAGAGUAAAAAACAUUCACAUGUAAAC